Ustilago hordei is the source of this 390-nucleotide messenger RNA. Its product is annotated as putative 60S ribosomal protein L26. Gene Ontology annotation, biological process: ribosomal large subunit biogenesis; cytoplasmic translation. Gene Ontology annotation, cellular component: cytosolic large ribosomal subunit; ribosome. Bases 1 to 390 code for a protein of 129 amino acids. The transcript is spliced from 2 exons. Gene Ontology annotation, molecular function: RNA binding; structural constituent of ribosome. Lineage: Eukaryota; Fungi; Basidiomycota; Ustilaginomycetes; Ustilaginales; Ustilaginaceae. The record is from RefSeq and is a predicted model, not a curated record.
AUGGUCUCCUCGUCUCGUCGCGCACAGCGCAAGGCUCACUUCGAUGCCCCCGCCCACCUCCGACGAAAGAUCAUGUCGUCUUCCCUUAACAAGGAGCUCCGAUCUGAGCACGGCAUCCGAUCGCUCCCUGUCCGCAAGGAUGACGAGGUCUUGAUCGUCCGUGGCUCCCAGAAGGGCGCGGAGGGCAAGGUCACCCAGGUCUACCGCAAGAAGUGGGUUAUCAACAUCGAGCGCAUCCACCGUGAGAAGACCAACGGUGCUACCGUUCCCCUUGGUAUCCAUCCUUCCAACGUUGUCAUCACCAGCCUUAAGCUCGACGAGGACCGCAAGAAGAUCAUUGCCCGCAAGGCCAGCUCCAAGAAGGCCGAUGCCGAGACCAAGGACAACUAA